AUGCCCCUCCCCGCGCGAACCGCCUCAAUCACGCGCAUAACCAACGAGACCAAAAUCCAAAUCUCCUUGUCCCUAGACGGCGGCAUCCUGCCCCCCUACGAACCAUGCGCUCAUUUCCCAGCCCCGACGGACCCCGCUGAAGUCGAGGCCUCCAAGAAGGGCAUCAUCCCCAACAAAGCCGCCCCGCACGCCACACAAUUCACCCCGACGCAGCAAAUCACCAUUAACACUGGGAUCGGAUUCCUGGAUCAUAUGUUGCAUGCGUUGGCGAAGCAUGGAGGGUGGAGUUUGGCUGUGAGGGCUAAGGGAGAUCUUUUCAUCGACGAUCACCACACGACAGAAGAUACCUUCCUCGCGCUGGGUUCCGCGUUCACUGAAGCACUGGGUGCACGGCAAUCGCUGGCGCGGUUCGGACGGGGCGAUGCACCUCUGGACGAGGCGCUGUCGUGGGCGGUGAUUGAUCUGUCGAGUCGGCCGUGGGCGGUGAUCAACAUUGGGUUCCGGAGGGAGAAGAUCGGGGAUUUGAGUACGGAGAUGAUCACGCAUGGAUUGCAGAGUUUUGCCCAGGCGGCGGGAGUGACGCUGCAUGUGGGGUGCACCUAUGGUGAUAAUGAUCAUCAUCGGGCGGAGAGUGCGUUUAAGGCGUUGGCGGUAGCGAUUAGGACGGCGUGUACGAGGAGAGUGGAGGGAGAGGUUGGGGCGGGGGAUGUGUAUCUUGUUGGUGGAGGCGUCUAG
Messenger RNA from Aspergillus niger, 735 nucleotides. RefSeq lists its product as uncharacterized. The record is from RefSeq and is a predicted model, not a curated record. Gene Ontology annotation, molecular function: imidazoleglycerol-phosphate dehydratase activity. Lineage: Eukaryota; Fungi; Ascomycota; Eurotiomycetes; Eurotiales; Aspergillaceae. The coding region runs from base 1 to 735 and encodes 244 amino acids. The transcript is spliced from 3 exons. Gene Ontology annotation, biological process: L-histidine biosynthetic process.